Schistocerca serialis cubense is the source of this 1002-nucleotide messenger RNA. RefSeq lists its product as uncharacterized. Bases 1 to 1002 code for a protein of 333 amino acids. The record is from RefSeq and is a predicted model, not a curated record. NCBI's taxonomy places the organism in Eukaryota, Metazoa, Arthropoda, Insecta, Orthoptera, Acrididae. The transcript is spliced from 7 exons.
AUGGCUCUAAUGUUCUCAUUGUACUCCACAGGUACGCCUAGUAGCAGCAAUGGUGAAGUAAUCACAAAUUCGGACCCACGCACUUGGCCUAAUAUGUCACCAUCCUCCAUGAUAAAUGAAAUUGUACAGAAAGGCCCUACUAAAAUUGUACCAAGAGAACAUAAUGUAGCCUUAAGGGGAACCGGCAACAAGCUCUAUCAACAAAAUAAUGGUAAUUUUCUUGUAACAUUAAGGCAGGCAAAAACUCUACAAAUUCAUGACCAUAUGACCAUUACCUUGGGAAAAACAUCCAAAAUGAAAUCAUCAAUUUCAAAAGCAAUCACAUUUUUUGGUGUAAUUCGAAGAAUAUACAUUGUUUUCAGUGCAUCCACUCAGAGAAGAGAAAUCUUACUGAACAGAUUACCAUCUUUAACAGUGAAGAAGCUUUCAUACACUCGAUGGGAAAGUAGGGUGGAGAGUGUCGCAGCUAAAAUGCACCAGACAAGAGAAGUCACAGAUGCCCUUCUUGAGGUCAGUAACAGCACUGCUGAAUUGAAAACAAAGAGUGAAGUAUACUUGCUUGCUGUGAAUGAAUUAGAAAGCUUCAAGUUUACUGUAGGCAUUGUCAUUUGGUAUGACCUUCUCUUUGCCUUUACCAUAGCAACCUGGAUUUUCCAUUGUUUGAAAGUAACAACUAAAUCCCUUGAAAGUCUGGUGAAAUUUAUCAAGAAUUUUCAUGAAGAAGGUUUUCUUAAUGCGCAGAUAACAGCAAAAGAGCUAGCUGAAAGUUUACAAAUUGAACCAAAAUUUGGAGAAAAUAGAAUUGGCAAGAAGGUGAAGCAAUUUGAUUAUGAAGUGUUAAAAAGUUCGAAAGAAUGGUUUGGUCAACUGGCUAAGUAUUCUGAAAUAUUCAGCUUUUUGUUUUCUCUGAAAAGUUUAAAAUACAUACAAGAUGAAGAACUAAAAAUGCUAUGUAAAAACCUUAAGAAAGAGCCAACUGUAAACAUAAAUGGUGAAUGUUAA